AUGAAGCCUGACUUGCACACAACAUCCCUCUUCACGAAUACACUGGCUACAAAGAUGGCGAUCCUCCACGUCGAGGUACUUGUGCAAUCAUACGUGCUGCUCUUGGCCACGUUGGCAAUAGCGGCUGUCGUUGUAGCGCUGCAUCUUGGCAGCCGGGCCAAGACGUCCAGAGCGCAAGCCAAGAACGAGGCCGAUCUGCCUCCCAUCCUGGAUCUCAACCAAACUUUUGGCCGAGAAGCAAGGCCUCGCCAUCUGGCGCCGCAAUUUUCUCAGCCAGCCUGGGUGGAAAGAGGAGUGUUUCGACUCGAGAGCUCUAGCGACUCUUCAUGGUUGUCAUGGCUCCAGCUGCUACCCUGCACGCGUCCUGCUUCAGUAACCAUCGUACUCAACAAUGCCAAAGCUGCGUCAGACCUGCUCGAUAUUCGCUCUGCUAUCUACUCGGAUCGCCCUGCUGCAGUGACUGGUAAUCAGCUGCGUAGCCACGGCCUCAGCGUGCCGUUCACGCCGUAUGGCCAUCUUUUCCGUCGUCAUCGACGUGCUUUCACAGCCGCCUUCGCGCGUGCUUCUGUUCCGCGAUACGAUGACAAUGUGCGCUCGGAUCUGCUAGCCUUGUUGCGAACGCUGACCCACCAUUCUGCACAGACGCGAUCGACUGAUUCAAACCAUGAUUGGUUUCAGCACCUCUAUCGCUUUGUCACUUCCCAGACCAUGCACACCACCUAUGGCCGCCGCGUGGAGAACCUGGAUACCGAUGCGUUUGUUCUCACAGCCAAGCAGUGCAACGAAAACUUCUUCGCAAUGAACAAGCCUAGCGGUUUCCUCGUCGAUCGAAUGCCCUUUCUUGCAAGUCUUCCGUUUUGCAUCAACCCGUGGAAGCAGAUGUGCGAGCCGUGGUUCCAAAAGGAACUACAUCUCUUUCGUUCGGAAAUGCUAGCCAGCGCCAAUGAAAGCACGCGCAAGCCAAGCCUUGCGCAAAACGUGUAUGCAACGCGGCUUGAAUCGGGACUGACCGACGAUCAAGCGGCAUACCUCUGCGGAACCAUGUACGGUGCAAGCGUCGACACGACUUUCCAAGCGCUCUGCGUCUUUUUCCUCGCAGCGGCCAACCAUGCCGACGACAUGCGCCCGGUCCAGGAUGAGAUCGAUCACGUAGUCGGGAAAGACAGGCUGCCAACCCACGAGGAUCUCGACUCACUUCCGCGUAGCAAAGCUGUGGUCAAGGAGAUGCUACGCUGGCGGCCCUUUGCACACGCAGCCGCACCUCACCGUGUGCUCGAGCAAGACGAGUAUGACGGAAUGCAGAUCCCUAAGGGUGCCACCGUGUAUGGCAAUGUAUGGGCCAUCCACCAGGAUCAGCGUCUUUUCGAGCAGCCGCAGGACAGCCAAUGGAUUCAUCGUGACGCUCUGCCAUCGCGCCGCGACAUGUUUUCCUUUGGCUUCGGACGGCGAAUCUGCCCCGGCGAACAACUGGCGAUGCGCACUCUCACUCUAACAGUUGCAUGCCUACUGAGUGCGUUCGAUAUUCGCGCACCCAUCGAUCCAUCCACAGGCAAGGAAGCGCGUUUGGACGACACGGCUUUCCACACCGACAGCCUAUCCAGCACACCCAUUCCUUUCGCCAUACGCCUGAUUCCGAGGGGUGAGCGUCGGCUCCGAGACAUGUUGCAGAUGCAAACUUAA
Molecule: messenger RNA, 1680 nt
Organism: Mycosarcoma maydis (corn smut)
Lineage: Eukaryota; Fungi; Basidiomycota; Ustilaginomycetes; Ustilaginales
Exons: 5
Coding region: 1-1680 (559 amino acids)
Molecular function (GO): monooxygenase activity; iron ion binding; heme binding
Source: RefSeq, a predicted model, not a curated record